UGUUGUUUCGGUUGCCGUGGAAACUAGGAUUCUGAGCCAAUCACAGGCUCGGUUGCCGCUGCUCAUUAAUAUUAACGAGCAGCAGCGGCUCGCGCCGGGGCUCCAGUGCGCACGCGUGCAGCUCUGUCCCCAACAACAAGAAGCAGGAGCGAGGCAACAUGGCGGACCUCGGGAAGAAGUACUGCGUGAACUGUCUGGCCGACGUUACAAACCUGCGGCUCCGCUGCACCGACUGCCCGGACAUCGAGCUGUGCCCGGAGUGCUUCUCGGCGGGAGCGGAGAUUGGUAACCACCGAAGAUGGCACGGCUACCAGCAGGUCGACGGCGGCCGUUUCUCCCUCUGGGGUCCCGAGGCGGAGGGAGGCUGGACCAGCAGGGAAGAGCAGUCGCUGCUUGAUGCUAUCGAGCAGUAUGGAUUUGGAAACUGGGAGGACAUGGCCACCCAUGUGGGAGCUUCCCGGACCCCCCAGGAGGUCAUGGAGCAUUAUGUCACCAUGUACAUCCAUGGAAACCUGGGCAAGGCCUGCAUUCCUGACAGCAUUCCUAACCGGGUGACGGACCACACCUGUCCUAGUGGGGGGCCCCUAUCCCCCAGUCUAACAACACCUCUCCCUCCACUGGACAUCAGCCUAGCUGAGCAGCAGCAGCUGGGCUACAUGCCGCUUCGUGAUGAUUAUGAGAUUGAGUAUGACCAGGAUGCGGAGAAGCUUAUCAGUGGCCUGUCGGUCAACUACGACGACGAGGAUGUGGAAAUCGAGAUGAAACGCGCUCAUGUGGAUAUGUAUGUGCGUAAGCUCCGUGAACGACAGCGUCGCAAGAACAUUGCCCGGGACUAUAACCUGGUUCCUGCCUUCCUGGGCAGAGACAAAAAGGAUAAAGAGAAGGAGAAGCCAGGGGUGCUUGGAGUUUCAGGCACUGGUGGUGGCGGCAUGGGCGGGAUGGGAGUUGGCGGUAGCAUGACAAUCGGUGCGGGUUCCACGACAGCAGCGGGGUCAGGUUCAGUCACAAGCACACCUAAACGCAAGAUCACCAAGGAAGAGAAGGAGCAGCGGCUCCGGCUGCGGGGCCUCUGCCAGUUCAUGGCCCACAGGGAGUUUGAGGAAUUCUUUGACAACAUGCACAAAGAGCGCAUGUUGAGGGCCAAAGUGCGCGAGUUGCAGCGCUAUCGCCGCAACGGCAUCACCCGUCUGGAGGAGUCAGCCGAGUACGAAGCUGCGCGCCACAAACGGGAGAAACGCAAGGAGAACAAGAGUGUGGUCGCCUUCAAACGGGGUGGUGGAGGAGGGGGCGGGCUCGGCUUCGGGUUGGGACUAGGAGGUGGAGCCGGGGCAGGUGGAGGGGCCGCAGGAGGAGUCAAUGUUGGAGGCGGAAUCAAAGAAGAGGGCAAGGAUGGGGAGUUCGCCGCCAUCGAGAAUCUGACGGGUUUUGAGCUGCUGUCGGACAGAGAGAAGGUGCUGUGCAACUCGCUGAACCUCAGCCCCACACGCUACCUGACUGUCAAAACCAUCAUCAUCAAAGAUCACCUGCAGAAGAGGCAGGGCAUUCCUGCCAAGAGCCGCCUGCCCAGCUACCUGGACAAGGUCCUCAAGAAGCGCAUCCUCACCUUCCUCACAGAGAGCGGCUGGAUAUCCCGUGAUGUCUCGUAACACUCCAGAGGAGCUUGUUGAUGGUUGGUCAUACUUCAUUUGCUGAUCAAAACUACUGGAUUUCGCCAUUUUUUUGUAAAGGUGACCUUGUGAAUAUGUACAUUGCAAAGAAAAAGGAUGUCCCUUUGGAAACAAAUAUUUUCAUACGAGGAGGGGUAGGAACAGAAGUAGGCCUAUAUUUUUAUAACGGAAUCAAAAUAUUGUGGGGGUAAUGAUCAUUUCUGUGGGUUCACUUUAUUUGGUGUCCAUAUUGCUUUUGAAGAUGAAUGCAACUCUGAUACAGUCUGAGCUGAUGUAGAGGUUUCACCUGUUCUAACAGCAGUGAUGAAUCCUAGAAUGGUGCAGGGUCAGUAUUUGUCACUGAAAUUAUCAUCCUUGUGGUUACUGCUGUGUUUACAGUUUGGAAUUACAACAGACAGAGGAAACUCAAACCAUUAAUUCGUUAAAGUGAUUUUCAUGUUCUGUUACUUAACCAGUUAAUGCCGCGCCAGGCAGCUCUGCGCUUUUGCAGCCCAUGUGGCAGCAAAAGAUUGAAGUUUGAAGAGCAGGUUCAGCUUUUCGGAUGGUUGCUCACUUUCUGUUUGGCGUCAUGUGUCACCUCCUGUCUGCUGACGGCAUUUGCUCCCACUGACCAUACCUGAGAGCUGAAGUUAGUUGAAGCAAAUCUGUGGCAUCUCAGGGCCGAUGCGAUGCCCUUUUUCUUGUUUAGAGUCAUUUCAAAUGUUUUUUCUUGCUGGUUUCAUCUCACCAGAAAUUGUAAGUGUUGAAGUACGACAUCAAAACAGUUUAACCCUUUGAAAGCUGAGCAGAUUCAGUUGAUUUCAUUCAAAAACAACAAUGUUUAAAAUUAGCCAAAAAAUGACAAGAAAACUAUAUUUGAAAUGACUCAGAUGAUAUUUAAUUAUAUUGUGUGUAUAUGAUUUGAAAGUCAGAUCAGUGAUGCUGGAUCAGAAUUUUUGUGUUCAAAUGCUUGUUAAAGGUGCCUGAACCCAAGCAAAAUAUCUCUUGAUCUAAAGGGGGUGCACAGCUCACUCAAAGUCAACUUGGAGGUCCUGAACAUGAGGACGUUUAUAAACCUCUGGCUUAGACCAAAAGGUUGAUGUAUUUCUAGAGUAACCUGUUGCCUGGUGCAGGUUUAAGCCAAUCCAAACACACUGAUCAGUUGCAAUAAUUUAUAUAUUCAGGACAGUUCCAAUUUUGUGAGUAUGUAUGUUGAUCCUGCACCGUUUCCUAUGUCAAUGCAGAAUUCCUUGUUUCCCCAGGCUUGUAUCUCCAUUAAGGUAUCAGUAUUUUGGUUUGAUGUUGCUGAUAUUUGGUGUUAAAAAAUUUGCCUUUUUUAAUGCAAAAAUUCAAACAAGAAUUUAGAGUUUGCACUGUUUUAUUCUUAUCAGUGGAAAAAGCAUUAAACAGCAUUCGCACCUUCAUGGAAUGUUUUUUAGGUGAUCAGCUGCUCCUUCACGCAGGUUUCACCGCAGGGCUUACAGGCUGUUGCACUGAAAUAAUCUCUCUAGGCAGACGUCUGAAAUAAAAUGUGUUUAAAGCACUGACCAGCUGUCCUGUCAGAAGACCAACGACCAGCUGAUAUUAGAUUUCUAAUGGCAGAUCAAUAUUGGCUUAGCUGUAAAAACAAAAUACUCCUUCCUUAUAUACUUGUUUUGUUAUGAUUAAAGAUCACUCUCGACAUCAACCUUUUGGUUUGUACAGACAGACUGUGUCAGAGCAGUUUUGUCUGCUGUCCUUGGUGACACAUUUCUCAUCUUCUUUCUUUGUGGGCUUUUGUGCGGGCCAAGCCGUGGCCAGCGCACGAUUUAAAUGUAAAUGAAGUUCUUGAAUUGGCGAUUGGUGGACAGGGAGCAGGAGUGGAACACAGGCUGGAAUAAAGGACCGCACAUGGGUGGGUGUUGCCCAAAUUGGGAUAUGCUUUCUGUAUUCUUUCUCCACUGACCUCUUUGUUAAAGACCCAGUAUUCUUGCGGUAAUUUAAGCCAUCUUUGCUGUGUGUGUGUGUGUUUUGUCACAACAGACUUGACCUUUAACCUGGGUCUUUGCCCUCCAUGUGACCACCAAGGAGGAUUUGAAUCUGCUUCAUUUUUAGGCUGUACUAAAAGCUGGAGGUCAUGUUAGGUAGAUGUUGCAGUUUGCUGAUGUUGUCCUUUCAAUAAAAAAGUUAAAUCUUCAAGCUUCAGGGAUCAAACUCAUCUGGCCUGAAGGAUCUCCUAAACCACCUUGAGAAUUUCUUUAGUAUGACUUUCAGUGGAGUUUUUGUGUCCCACAGUGGUUCUUAAUAGAAAAUCUCAAUAAAUGAAUAUUUAAAUCAUAAAUCGUAUCGAUGUGCUACCAAGGUCCGAACUAGAGUAGAACAACAUGGUAAAAAAAAAAAAAAGAAAUCAUAUUGCGAUAAAUUAUACAGAUAUUGCGAUUGUGAUAUGAUUCACAAUUUUAGUAGGAAUGAUGGAGUCUGCAUCAGAAAAACCUGUUGUCCUUUACAUCUGGAAAAUACAGUUUGAUGGGCAGGGAAUCUCUGGCACCAUAAAGCUUUAUGUACAACAAUGUUUUGUCACACAUUUCACCUUUAUCAGAAAAUUGCAGCUCCUGCAAUUUGGAUAUAUUAUUUGGAUUUUGAUCAUUUUUGAUUCCAAGGAAACACUACAGCCACCCAGGUUUCCGGUGCCAACCACACGCUGAGUACUUUCUUGUGUGUAGCUGAAGUUGUGCUGAUCACUGAACCACUGAUCUGAAUGCUGUUUGAGAAACAUUUCCACAAGCUGACAGCUAAGUCUUAGGGCAAAUUCUUUAUCUUUUCAAAAUUGUGAAUAUUAGCACUAAAAAUCAGCGUCACAUACCAAAACUUCAUGUUGGUAAUGCAGUGCACAGCAGGCUGCAGCUGUUCCACACUUAAGAUGAAGGAAGGAUGGACAUCGUCUACAAAAUCCAGCCCUAAGCUACUGGGCUAAGUAGAGCUCUGACUUCAAAGUUCAGUCUGACCAUGAAUGUUCUAGAGAAGCAUCAAGACUUAGAACCUAGAACAACCAGGCAUUUAAACUAGGGAUUGACCAGUUACCGGUCCCAGAUGAUUAUGCAAAAAUCAUCCGAAUUUUUGCAUAAUUGGGCCGAAACAUAGGGUUUUUUAAUAGUUGUUAUCAUCAAUUUGAUUUACAUGAUGGCUGAUAUGAAAACCACAGAUGCUGGCUGUGUCUGAAAGACAGGGCAACACAAGUGAGUGGCCGGGCAGCAUUUCUGUUAUAUGGUUACAAUAUUCUUUUUCCUUGUCACUGUAUUUGUUUUUAGUUUUACAGAAAGACAGAAAGCCAGGGGGAAUACAAUUUCAUUUCAGUUUUGCUAGAUUGAAAUACUUGUGCUGUGUUCAGACACCUUUCACAAACAUUUGAACACAAGAAUGGUCCAGCAUCACUGAUCUGCACGGAAGGAACUAAUGACAGUUUUCUCAUGUUGCUGUAACUGAGAAGGUUUUUUGUGUCCUUGUCAAGUAUUUUUAAAAAAUAGUAAUUUGACUUUCACUGAAGUACAUGUUUUGCUUGAGUUUUGUGCUUCACUACAUUUUAAAUCACAUCCAUUACAGAGAACAAACGAUCGCUGACAGAUCGUGGAACCUUUCACAAUAAAAGUUCAGUCAGAAAAGAUGAGAAGAGGAACCAGCUUCAACUUUGUUGGUUCUGCUUGUAGUCAUUUCCAAAUUUCACUGAAAAAAAAAAAAAGCUGCACAAUGAGAAACUAUAGCAAGGACCAUUUUGACUCCGCUGGUGAAAAUGUGGAAUAAGUUUGUAAUAAGUGGCCUGGUGAUGAGAACCAUGUAGACUCGACCAUUUUUUUAAACUUUAUUUAACUAUUAUCUCUACAGGUAAUCUUAUUGAGACUCGGGGUUUCAUUCUCAGGAGAGACCUGUCCAACACAAACACAACAAUACACAACCCAAAUAUUAAAGUGAAUUUGCAAAAGUGCCAAUGAGUCUACAGGGCCCUCACUUCAUUUAACCUUUGGAAACUUUGCAUAAUGCACCUUUAAAAGAAUCUAGUUUGUAUCGUAUAGUCUCAUCCUUUCUAAGUGAAUGGAAAAGAGCAUGCCUUACACAGUUCCCAUGAGGUGAAAAAGUGACGUGCUCUGGGUACAUGUGAAAUGAGCUACUUUUUAUUUUUACAGCAGUACUUCUACUGCAGUAAACAGUACUUCUACUAGAGGAGUAGUUUGCACUACUCUUUCCACCACUGCUGACCUUUCAGUGUAUAAUUUUAAUGAUUAUAGUUUUCUUGUCUUUUUUAUUUGCUUUUUUUUGCCAUUUUUUUACUAAUGUAAACUAAACAUUUGUUAAUUUAAAUCAAAGUUUGUGUUGGUGUUUCUAAUGCUGUUAAUUCUGACACUGCAGUUUUUAAAUUUACAAAUGAAUAUGGGUCCUAAAUAUCAGUUAUUGCUGAUCUUGAUUACUAAUAAUCGGUAAUGGCCCUGAAAAGUCAGUAUGUUUAUCCCUAAUUUAAAACCUGAUGUCAGGAGUGUCCCAGGACAGUUGAGAUGUGUGUGUGUGUUUUUGACCUGCCAGGCUUCUCUGCAUUGGGUCAGUGUUGGUGAUGUUGAUGUUCAUCAGUCUGAAUGAUUUUUCAAAACAUUCAGAAAACAACAUUGUAAUUUGAACUGUUUUCUAUGUUUUUCCUAAGGGGGCAGGGAAAUAUGUUCUAUAUUCUAUGUGGGGGAUUUUGCUUAGAAUGUCACCACCUGUAAAUAUUUUUGUAAGAUAAAUUGAGAAAAAAAAUAUAAAUGCUGACCUGUGAAAUGUACAGUAUUUUAUGUCAUCCACAUUUUUAUAGCUUGAAGAAGUGUGCAAGAAAGACCUGUUUUCUGAAGCUUUAGGUAUGAUCAUGGCAUACCACUUCUUUUUUUUACCUGCUGGUUGUUUCCGUAGGAGUCAGAGCCUCUGUCCUCUUCAGUGCUCAAACUGUCCAGCUCUUCUGCUCUCACAUCGCUUGUGUUUGCACCACAUGGUGUGGAUGGUUUUCCAUUAAAACUGAAAAUUCUUCA
Molecule: messenger RNA, 6673 nt
Organism: Myripristis murdjan (pinecone soldierfish)
Lineage: Eukaryota; Metazoa; Chordata; Actinopteri; Holocentriformes; Holocentridae
Gene: tada2b
Product: transcriptional adaptor 2B
Exons: 2
Coding region: 159-1646 (495 amino acids)
Biological process (GO): chromatin remodeling; regulation of transcription by RNA polymerase II
Cellular component (GO): nucleus; SAGA-type complex
Molecular function (GO): chromatin binding; zinc ion binding; transcription coactivator activity
Source: RefSeq, a predicted model, not a curated record